AGACAGUCUCCUCCUCUCCUCUCCUCUCCGUCGGACGCGAGCGAGAGAGCGAGCGAGUACCGACACUACUACACACAGACAGACGCACACAACACACCGAAACGUGGCCGGGGAAAGAAGAGGGAUCUCUCCUGUAUGUGAGCAAGGGCUGGCUCUGAAAAAGUCGUCUUGGUCCGUCCAACGCUCACUCGGAUAACCAUGACUUUUUUCCUCUUAUGUGUCUGCGUUCGUCUUUGCGUCCUGACGCGAUCCGAGUCUGAGUUCUGAUCCGAAAUGCAUCGACAGUCUAGUGAUUUGUCGUUCGAACGACCGAUCGCCGGCGAGCUUCGGCGAAUUUAGGAGACCGGUGUUCGAGAACGAGUGGCAUAACAUAACAUACUGGUGUUGGUGGUGGUCAUUGAUAUUAUGUGUGAUCGGGGAAGACCGCUGCGCGCUGUGUCUGUCGGUCGCGACCUUUAGGGUUUUGUUAUAUCUGUUCCGUGGACGAGUAGCGAUUGUUCAAGUGUUCUUCAGGAACAGCAGCGGUCGUGUGUUGUUCUUCUGCCGCGGCGAGGCCACCAGUGUUUUCAGUGCUGUGUUUUGUGACGAGUGUUAAAAAAAAAAACACAUCACGAAGAGUAGUAUUUUCUGUUUGUGUUUCUCCAAGCAGUUUUAUAAAGAGCAGUGAUCUGGUGCGAAAGAGAAAUAGUGACUGGAAUGUAACGGUGUGCAGGAGUUGGUGUUUUUUCUCGGUUACGGAUUGUGUGACUGGAUACUUUUCUUUAUCUCUUGGGAAACCAGCACUUUUGACCGCCGGCACCUGCUGCCUUCCUCGACUCUGCCCACCACGAGUACCCUGAGGCAUCUGAUCCACGACCCUUACAACCACCCCAUGUGCGUGGGAGGCGGCGGGGGCGGUGGCACCACGAGCCGAAGAAGUAGCAGCAGCAGCAGUAGCACCGUCUUGGUGGAUGACGUCGGUGAACCUGGAGGAGCCCUUCGGCGCUCCCACACCCUGCCCGUGAAUGCCAUGAGGAAGGGACCUGGGCGCGUCCCUACCGCCAUGAAGUCAUCUACCCUUUCCUCGUCGUCCUCCUCCACUUCAUCCUCCUCCUCGUGUGCGUCAUCCUCCACCGUCUCCUCAGCCAAGCGCGAGGGAUCCCUGAGGGGGCGGAGCCUAGAGAACGAGGAAAUUGGGAUGAUGCCGCCGCCCAGCAGCAGCAGCGACAGCCUGAAGCGACAGCCACCAGCAGUCCUCGUGGUAGGAGUGCCAGUCGCCCCACCGUCCCUCCUGCAGCAGCACCACCACCCGUCGUGCGACGAAGACACCGACGCAGCCACCGACGUGUCGGAGACGUCGACCUUCUCCUCCUCCUCUCUGGUAGCGCGCGAUGCCCCCGAGAUGCAUCCGCGGGGCGCCGCCGUCGGCACGCUGAUGCGAGCGAACUCCACCGGAAGUAGCCCCUUCAGGAGAACGCUGACAUUGCCCGCGGGAGCAAUCUGCAGACGUUGUCCUGGCGCCAGGGCCUUGGACGUGAGGAAGCUGUCUUAUCUGCAUCCGAAGGCGGAGUCUGCCGCCGGCGAAGAAGACAAGGAGAACCUGCUUCUAGACACGAUCGCUGAGCCAAACGCCGCCACCGACGUCAAGGACGAUGACAACAACGGCGCGGGCUCAGACGAUCAUGGCGGCGUUGGCGGAGGAGGAGGAGGAGGAGGUCGGCCUUCAACCUCGGCCUGGCUGGGUAAGAGGCACUCGACCACGUCCACGCUCUCAGGGCUGUCGCGCCUCACGUCCACGACGACUACUGACGAAGGCGUGUACCUGUACAGCGAGGCAGGCAGCGUGACCUCUGCGUCCGUUUACGGCAGCGUCCGGGGAGGCUGGAGCGGCAGCAGCAUCGACGAGGGCAUCAGCGUCUACAGCGCCCCUUCCCUCGCGUCCUCGGGCGACCUCAGCUCCCUGGGCAGCUUCUACGAGCGCACGGGCGCCCGGCCCAAGCAGAGGGCGGGGCAGGGCAUCCUGCAGAAGAGGAUAGGCAAAGAUGAGGACGACGAGAAGUGCAAUCGCUGUCAGAGGGAUUCCGGGGGCAUGGGAGGAGGGGGCUUGACUCCCCUCCGGAGGACCAGGAGCCUUCGGGGUCCUCGGCACCUGCCCGUGACGCCGACGUUGCUCAGACUUCUGCAACUGGGUUUGGAGCAAGUGGGCGGCAAUGUGGGUGGCGGCGUGUCAAGUAGUGUGCAGAGGCGGGAAAAACCACAUCCGCCCAGGAUCGACGCCCACAGAUUUUCCAGAGCAAAUUUGGAAGAUUCCGGCGACGUUGAAUUGGAUGCAAUCUUGGGAGAGCUGUGCGCCUUGGAGACGCAGUUUGAUUUUGAGAUUUCCUCCAAAACUCCACCGGCCUCUUCGUCCUCCUCUGGUGUGAAUGCACCUUCGUCUGUUAAGUCAACGACGUCAGGAGUUCAAAUAAUAGACAAAAUGCAGCCCAAACAGCAGCAGCAGCAACAACAGCAGCAGUCCCAGCAGGGCCAUUAUCAACAGCUGCAUCCACAACAGCAAAGACAGAGUCAUUCGAGGUCCAACUCUGGAAACAGGACCAAGUUUGAGCCUUUGAAUGUGGAUGUGGACGUUUCAAACACAACCAUGGCAAGAACAGACAGCCCUGAUAAUGACUCUGCGUUCAGUGAUAAUGUAUCCAUGUUAUCUUCUGAAAGUUCAGCUUCCAGCGGAGCUUCAGGUAGUGCUGGAUCCCGUCAUGACCCUACAAAACAUGCAGCACAGGCGGAACAGGCAGCUAAAUUGAAAGCAGAGAAGAUAAAAAUGGCUCUGGAAAAAAUCAAAGAGGCCAAUGUCAAAAAGUUGUUUAUAAAAGCUUUCACCUCUGAUGGCUCUACAAAAUCUCUCCUUGUGGAUGAAAAGAUGACAGUAGUCCAUGUAACAAGGUUGUUGGCAGAUAAGAAUCAUGUUAGAAUGGAUCCCAAAUGGGCAGUUGUUGAACAUAUCCCAGAUCUCUAUAUGGAGAGAAUAUAUGAAGACGACGAGAUGCUGGUGGAAAACCUUCUUCUCUGGACACGUGAUAGUAAAAAUAAGUUAUUGUUCCUCGAAAGGCCAGAUAAAUAUGACCUAUUUUUACGACCUGAACAGUACAUCCUUAUAGGUUCUUCUUCACAGAAGAACUCUGACCUCGAUGAUGAAGGAAGAAAUACGCUAAUAGAGGAGUUCUUCUCAAGUACGGGUGUAGGUGUUCCAGAAGUCGAAGGACCUCUGUUUCUCAAAUCGGAAGGAAAGAAAGUGUGGAAGAAAUAUUAUUUCGUUUUGCGGGCGUCAGGAUUAUAUUACUGCCCAAAGGGAAAGUCUUCCCGGUCGUCCAAAGAUCUAGUUUGUCUGACAACUUUGGAGGUCAAUCAGGUUUAUUAUGGAGUUGGCUGGAAGAAGAAAUACAAAGCACCAAGUGAUUGGUGCUUUGCCAUAAAGCACCCGCAUCUUCAAGCUAAAAGUAGUAAAUACAUAAAAUAUUUAUGUGCUGAGGAUCCACGGACUUUAGCCCAGUGGGUUAUGGGCAUUCGGAUAGCCAAGAGUGGAAGGCGACUUCUGGAGAAUUACCGUGCACUAGUUGAAGAUCUGGCACAGGAAGACAUCGACAUGUUAGCAUCAUCUCGAUCAUUCAGCAUUGCAUCUAUGGCUGGCCAGAGUGGCUUGGGUACUGGAUCACAAGGACCAUCACAGGCUACAACACCAUCUUCAGAAUCACGCUCAUUGGACUCCUGUUUAGCCCCCAGCCUAACUCCUAGUGUUGUCGAUGGAGACGAUGGAGGAGACGAUGCACAGUCAUCGGCAGGGUCUUCGUCUCAAGAUACUCCGGUGAACACCUUAGGCCGGACGCCAGUAUGGCGCCAGGAUAGUCUUAAGAGUGGCUCAUCUAGUAGUUCGAGUGGGUGCCUAAGUGAAAGGUCUUCAGCUGGUACUCCCACUGGAGAGCACGGUUUUGAAUCUGACUUUCCACAGGGGACCAUCAAAAGAAAACCGUCUAGUAAUCCUAAAUUACCCCUUACAUCGACAACAAGGCUGCUAGUGAAGGAGGUCGAGGGAGAAGAUGCCGUCGACUCCCCAGCCAGGGGAUCAGCAGUGCGGCAAAGUGUGCGUCGCUCAAUCACUGAAGAAGUAAACACCCUACGUAGACGAAAUUCUGUGACACAGUCCCGUAGUAGUGUGAACAGCAGUUCCUCUAAUAAUGCUAACAGUACUAUGACUAGCCCAGUGCCUCAGGAAGAAGAGAUGGACAGCUUGCCCUUACCCCCACCCCCUCCAGAAUUAACUGAACCGUGUGCAAUGGAGUUAUUACCUCCACCACCUCCGGAAUUACUGGCCUCUACUCUUAGUUUAAAUUCCCUUCCUCCUCCACCUGAUGAAGCAUCCUUGCCUCCUAUCAAUCCAGAAGAUCUCAUGAUGGCCAGUAUUACUUCCUUACCACCACCGCCUCCACCUAGUCCACCCAAGCCUUGUAGUCCUCCACAUAACAGUGCUGCACCACCUUUACCUGCUCAUGCCAAUGUGAUCCAGUCAGCUAGCACCAAUAGCAACACCACUAGUGCUCCAAGUCCACCUCCUCAUGGCUUACCAUUGCCACCGCCAACAACGCCAAAGCCGACAAAACCGAGAGGUCCUGGUUCUCCAGUGUAUGGCUCACCAGUAUAUCAGUCUGUAACUCCACCAGCGGUAGCUCCUAAACCUCGUCGGGAUUCUAGUGAUUCUGCAACUUACUCUUCUCCACCAUAUUUAGCUGAAUUACGUGCUCAUAACGGCACCCUCAAUGGGUCUAGUCCUCAAGCAACCACACCAACUUCAAGUCAUAAUGGAGGUUGGCAUCCUGAUGCUCCUUUGCCACCUCCCCCUCAAUCACCUACUGGAGGACAACCUGUGUAUGCACAACCACAGAAGAGUCCUCAAAAGAAAGUCAAGAGGAUAACUUUCCUUGACGACGUGCAAAAUAUCCCUCCAACUCCAGACUCUCCAACAGCGAAGCCGCCCCUUCCUCGACGUUCCGACUCGACGAGACUCACAAUGCCUGGACGCUUGGAUAGUCCAGGCAGUAAGUUUACUCCUCCCCGUGCUUUCCUCAAUAAUCUACAACGUGUGAUGCAAAAGAAGUGGCAAGUGGCGCAGAAGUGUAAAGAUUUUGAUAAAAUGCCACACGAAGUGUUAGGUUUUAGAGACCCAAUUUUACCAAGUGAAGCCGAGCGCAAUGUUGGAGCUUGGAUACAAGAACACUAUGGUAGUCUGUAUGAAAAUCUCUCUCCCCAUGGUUCCCCUCCUCAGCCAAGUAAUGACAAUGUAGAGACAUUGCAACCUAUGGGUAGUUACACAUUACAGCCCUCUCCACCUCCACACGCAGAAGACCUUCACAGGCUCUCACAAACCACACCUUGUCGUAAGAAACCUCCUCCUCCUCCACCCAAGCGGUCGGACUCGACUCAGUUGAGUACACGACAAUGACGACUGCGUUGAUAGUGGCUACUUAACUUGUUACACAUGUUAUCCCACUUACACCUGAAAGGAGGCUUAGUGUUGAUGAAUAUAUAUAUAUAAAUAUAUAUUUAAGAAUGUUACUUAAUUAUUAUUACCAUGACUCCCAGUGCCCUUAUUUUUAGCAGGGUUACAUUAGAGCAGUGGUGAUGUGCCGGUGCUGAUGAAAGUGAGCUUCUGACGCGAGCUCAGUGCUUCUAUUGGACACCUUCAGUGUAACUGGAAUUGGUGAUAAUCGUGACUUAUGAAGUCUAACAUAUUUCCAACUGAUCGUGAAUUUGUAUUUCUUACCUCUGAUGUAAAGUACCUUUAUAGAAUAAACAAAUCUUUUGUUAUUAUAAUUAUUAUUAUUAUUAUUAUAUGUCAAUAAGGUGAGCUUGUUGGGUGGUUUUUUCUAAUGGUGCUAAAACCAUGGCUGGUUACUAAACAAAUGAUGUGCCAGGUAGAUCAAAUCUGCUGAUGCUGCUGCUGAUGAAGGGCUUGGAUCCAGUACUGAUGUAUGGCAUAUACGUAUGAAACUAGUUUGGAAUUUGGUUAGCUAGUCAGCACUUUAGCCAGCUAGUGAAUGCCAACAUGACUGGCAUGAGUCAAUGUAACCCUCCACACCCAAGACAUGAGGAUAUUGCUGAAACAAAAUAAGCAUGCUGGUGUACGUAUACCUGCAGAUUCAUGACUUUAAAAAAAAAAAAAACUGUGUACUCUCAAUGUUCAGUGUGCUAUAGUUCCAAUGCCCUGACAAAAGUUACUGACAACUGCAGUCCAAUCUACCUGUGAAAAUGCAUAACAUUUACGACUGGUAACUGUUUAUUUGUGAGGGUAUACAGUUACUGAUGUUUGUUUGUUUAACCAGUUAUUUUGGAAGCUGUGUAAAAGGUGUAUAUUGUAAAUUCAGUGUUUUUGUAUCUUUUGUAAAAAUAUUAAGUAACCCCUAGUUAGAAGAUGGGGGAAUGCAUUUUUUGUUUUUAAUCUUACAAUUUAUUUUUAUUGUUUAAAAAGGAAAACAGUGUGUUAAAACUACAUAGGCAUUUUCUUACAUUUCUUUCACUGUCAUGUGCAAUUAUGGGUUAAGAUUGUGUAAGUUAAUCGACCAGAUGAUAUGCUUAUAUAAUAUAUAUUUUAACCUAAAUGGUUAUAUAUACUGCCAGAUAGAAGUGAUAAAGCCAUCCAUUUAUAUAAAAAAAAAUUGCUGAAAAGUAAAUUACGAAAGUAAUUUGAAUAUUCAUAUUAUUGAGAUUGAAUUGAUGUAUCACUGAUGGAGUAUAUCAGCACUGGGUCCCGAUUGCAGAGGUAACAAUUUUAAAGAAGUCAUGUCAAUGGUUUUCUCAGUGUUAGGUCAAUUUUAACUUCACACUAAGAGAGACAAUCUUGAAUUGCCACAAAUCUCUUGGCACUUUAUUUUCAUGCUUUUGAUAUCCUAAUUCCAGUAUGAAUGCAAUGGAGUGACCAAAGACAUUCUGACAUUCAGACUUCUGUUUUUAUAAGAGUUUUACAUAAAGUAGAAAGAAGUGAUAACUAUGUGCACUUUGAACCAUGAAUGAGGACUUAUAAUUUAUUAAUGAAUGCUCAAGAAGGAACUCCUUAUAUGCAUGGGACAGUAGGGCCAUUCUGUGUUUUUGUUGGAAGCCAUUAUUCAGAGAAUUUCAUGUCAAAUGCUGCUUCUGUUGUGUUGGGGUUUCUGCUUGAAACAAAGUCACAAAUCGUGUUUGUAAACAUUCACCUUUUGCCUUGUAUGUAUUUGGGUAGACUGCAACUUAAGAUGAAAACUGACAAUAUAUGUGAUGUGUACUACCCAUGAAUAUUAUUGGGUUUUAGCCACAAAUCUAUCUUUUUCAAAAUUUUACCAUAAUUUUUAUUAGAAUUCUGGCCAUAAAUAAAGUCGUUUUGGCUUCACUGAUGGUAUUUUUAUGCAUAUUGUACUAUGAUGCUUUUUAAUAACAUUUUUGCUCACCUGGAAAUUCAUCUGUAUCACAAUGGAUUGAUACCAGCAGCCUGUGUGUGUGUGUGUGUGUGUGUGUGUGUGUUACCUCAGAAGCACACCUCAUGUGCAAUAAGCCUUGUAAUCGAACCUUGAAAAAAAAUGCUUCUGUAGGAGAUGGAAAAAUGUGUGGAAAUUGAAGAACAGUCCAUAAUUCAUUUCUAGACUAAAAAGAAAUAGGUAAAUAAGACAUGUUACUCUUUUAAAGGCUGUGAUUUAGUCCUUGAAUUGCAAAGAUAUCCCCUUUUCACCUGUUACGUCGGAAAGUUAUAUCGCAUGCAUGCUUUUGAGAAAAAGGUAGUUCGAAAAACUCUUGUACAUGUACUUCCCCAUUUGUCACAAAAGUGAACUUGCUGGAAUCUGUGUACACAUGGUAGAAGUUAGUGUUUUAUGUCCUGUGGUUGAACUUCUGAUCAUGUGUGAUGUGCACAUUUGAAGUCUACAUUGUCUUUUCAUGGCCAGAAAUUUUUCAUCUCGAUAAUAUGAAUAUUGUUAUUUUUUCGUAUGUUUAUACUGUGCUAACCCCAAGUAGUAAUAUUUUCAUGUAUAUGAAUUCCUGUCCUUCAUUUGUUUUUCCAGAUAAGUACUUAUAGGCAAUAUUUUGAUUCUAUUCUGUCUCUUGAUUUUGAAACAUCAAUUUUUUCAAAGUAUAUCUUUUUAUUAUGUAAAAGGCAGUUGUACUCUUAAUUUGAUAUAGUUGGGUGAACAGACUGACUGCUCUAGUUUGUGUGUUUCUUCAGUCUUGAGAAGUUUGUGCUGUAGCAGAAGGAGGAGGAGGGUCGGUAUUCCAAAGGUGGCGAUUGCUGAUUGCUUCAUUUUGCCCCAUUUAUAUUUUUAAUUACAGUUUGUAUAUAAAAAACUUAUAUUUUGUUGUUUGUAUUCUAUGUGUAGCUUUUUUCUUGAAACUUGAGGUAUUCCCUACUGCUCUACUUUCUUCCUCUUCAUUUCCUGUACAAGAAAAGCUUGAUAUGUACUACUACAAUUCUAAAGCCACGGUUAAAAAAAGCUCCGGAGCUUUUAGUCCAACUUCAGGUCUUGGUCAUGAUCUAAAAUAAUGCAAAUUGCUGACUACUUUUUACAAGACAACUGGCUCCUUUUCCUACCCUUAAAUCAUUCAUGCCGUAUAGUACAUGCUAUUUACUUAACUACUAGUACAUAAUGCUGUGACUCACUUUGUGUGUUUGGUCUCCUAGUCUCUAACCCUUACGACCUCCCCGGGUGUGUCAGUCAGUACCUAUUCUCAUAUUGCUUGUAUACUGUAACAGAAUCUAAAGGAAAAAAAACUCAGAUUAUCUACCUUUCCUUUCUUGGCCUCACCUCCCCCCUCCCCCUCCCCCCCCCCUCACUUCACCUCUCUUACCCCUAGUCUUACUCUCUACCCUGGUUUUCAGAGUGUGUCUCAAAGGCAACUGAUGAUUAAAGACUGUGUCUGGCAUCCAGUGGCCUUGUGCCAACUUCCACAUGUACAGAAAAUUAUAUAUACAAUAUAAUAAAAAAUUCCAUGGAAAAAUAA
This is a messenger RNA of Macrobrachium nipponense, 8988 nucleotides long. RefSeq names its product ras-associated and pleckstrin homology domains-containing protein 1-like (gene pico). Gene Ontology annotation, biological process: signal transduction. The record is from RefSeq and is a predicted model, not a curated record. NCBI's taxonomy places the organism in Eukaryota, Metazoa, Arthropoda, Malacostraca, Decapoda, Palaemonidae.